Medicago truncatula (barrel medic) is the source of this 1276-nucleotide messenger RNA. Its product is annotated as ubiquinone biosynthesis protein COQ9-B, mitochondrial. Gene Ontology annotation, molecular function: lipid binding. The coding region runs from base 88 to 1020 and encodes 310 amino acids. Gene Ontology annotation, biological process: ubiquinone biosynthetic process. Gene Ontology annotation, cellular component: mitochondrial inner membrane. Lineage: Eukaryota; Viridiplantae; Streptophyta; Magnoliopsida; Fabales; Fabaceae. The record is from RefSeq and is a predicted model, not a curated record. The transcript is spliced from 6 exons.
UCUAAUUGUUAUUUUCUUUCUUCCCAAAAAAAAAAAGUCUCACUUCUCAGAAGUUAUCCCCAAGUCAGAAACAACGGCGGCGACGGAAUGUACCGAACGGCGGCGAAGCGGUUGCUGUGCAGCGCAAGGCAGUUCAACGGAAACGCUGCACUCCGGUUCCGGCGUCAUAAUGCAUUGAUAACUUAUUCUCGCUUUUCCACAACAGAGAUUAAUCAACCUUUUUCUAAUCCACACUCUAUCCAUGAUGCAAUUCCUAUUUCAACCACCGAAAUCGAAAACCCUACUCUCUAUGAUUCCACUUCUUCUUCAACUUCGUCAUCAUCGACAACCGAUGAAGAUUCACAUCGCUUCGAGUCUCCGAAAUCUAAAACCAAGUACGAGGAUGAACAUGCUCGAUUGCUUUCCGCAUCACUCGUUCACGUCAUGAAGCUGGGAUGGACAGAAACAGCGUUAAUGGCAGGAGCGAAGGAUGUUGGUCUUUCCCCUUCUAUCGUCGGAUCUUUGUCUAGGAAGGAAGCAGCAUUGGUUGAGUUUUACAUGGAUGACUGCUUACAAAGACUCAUAGAUAAAAUUGACACGGACGGAAGCUUGAAAAAUUUGACACCAAGUGACUGCAUCUCUAAGCUUAUCAGAUUUCGUCUAGAAAUGCAAGCUCCUUAUAUAUCCACAUGGCCUCAAGCUCUUAGCAUCCAGGCACAGCCGGUUAAUGUUCCCACGAGUUUUAAGCAGAGGGCAAUGCUUGUGGAUGAGAUCUGGCAUGCUGCUGGCGAUAAUGCCUCUGACUUGGAUUGGUAUGCCAAGCGCACUGUCCUUGGAGGAAUAUACUCAACAACAGAGAUUUAUAUGCUGACAGAUGGUUCUGCUGAUUUUCGGGACACAUGGGCGUUUUUGGAUGCACGAGUGAAAGAUGCAUUUGAUCUAAAGAAAACCAUUCAAGAGGCACAAUAUUUAGCAGAAGCUGUGAGCACCGGGCUGGGGAACACCUUUGAAGAGUUUGUUGGGAAAGUUUUUCGGAGAUGAAUGAAUCAUGGUGGAAAGAUGUGCAUGCGGUGUUUCAUGCAUUUGUUUAUUUAGUUACUACUACAUCUUGAUUCAAACGAAACGUUUCAAAAUAAUAUUGUAAACUUGACAGAGAUAAUUGGUUAAGUGGUUAAUAUAUUUCAUAUUACCUCAUUUAAGCUCAUAAAAGUUUGUAAAUACCAUUUGAGUCUAAUGCAAGCAAUUGCUGAACAAGUUGAGAGUUCGAAGUUCGACUCCCAAUCAUUUAAAAAAAAAA